AUGCCUUUUGGGCUCAAGAACGCAGGGGCCACCUAUCAAAGAUUGGUAAACCAGAUGUUCGAGAAGCAAAUCGGGAGAAAUAUGGAGGUUUAUGUCGACGAUAUGCUCGUCAAGAGCAAGGAGGAAGAAAACCAUCUGGACGACCUUAGAGAGACGUUCAAUACUCUCAAGCGGUACAGCAUGAAACUCAAUCCGUCCAAAUGCGCCUUUGGAGUUUCCUCGGGAAAGUUUCUCAGGUUUGUAGUAUCGCAGAGAGGGAUUGAAGCAAACCCCGAGAAAGUCAGGGCCAUCCUGGAAAUGUCUUCACCCAGGACGGUCAAAGAAGUACAGUCCCUCACAGGGAGAAUCGCGGCCCUCAAUAGGUUCGUCUCAAAAGCCACGGACAAAUGCCUCCCAUUCUUCAAGACUUUGAAGAAGGCGUUUUCGUGGACGGAGGAAUGCGAAACGGCGUUCCAAGAGCUGAAACGAUAUCUUAGCAACCCGCCCCUCUUAAGCCCGUCCAAAGAAGGUGAAGAUCUAUUCCUGUACUUAGCCGUCUCGGUCACGGCUGUCAGCGCAGCAUUGAUUAAAGAAGAUGAUGGUUUGCAACUUCCCGUGUAUUACGUCAGCCAGGCCUUCCAUGGUGCCGAGGCGCGGUACCCUCGUAUAGAGAAGAUCACAUUCGCCCUGAUUAUGGCUUCGAGAAAACUUCGUCCAUAUUUUCAAGCCAAUCCCAUCAUCGUGAUGACGGAUCAGCCUAUAAAAAAGGCAAUGAACAAGCCCGAAGCGGCAGGAAGAAUGGUGCAGUGGGCAGUCGAGCUCAGCCAGUUCGACAUAAAAUAUCAUCCAAGGACGACGAUAAAAGCACAGGCACUGGCCGAUUUUAUAGCGGAAUUCACCAUCCUUGAAAUCAUAAAGAACAUCUGGACGGUUAAUACUGACGGAUCGUCCACUCAACGAGGAGGCGGAGCAGGCAUCGUCCUCACUUUCCCAGAAAAGAACGUCCUCAAGUAUGGAGUCCAACUUAAAUUCCCCGUAACCAAUAAUGAAGCAGAAUAUGAGGCCUUGUUGGCGGGGUUGAGAGUAGCCCGGGCCCUAGGAGCUGAGAAUGUUGUACUUAAAAGCGAUUCCCAACUUGUCAUUGGACAAGUAAAAGGGGAGUACGAAGCAAAGGAGGCAAGGAUGCAGAAAUACCUCAAGCUGACGAACCAAUUGAUCAGCUCUUUUAAUCACAUAGAGUUCGUCCAGAUCCCCAGGGAUCAGAAUGCAGAAGCUGAUGAGGUGGCCCAAAGUGCCUCGACGGAGAACGAAAGUAAGAGGUGUGGUUGGAAGAUAGAAGAACAAAACUAUCCUAGCAUACAGAAACUCCAAAUUUCCUCCGUCCACACAGACCAUGGAUGGACGAGCCCGAUAUUCACAUUCCUUCAAGAAGGACGACUAUCGCCUGAUCCAGAAGAAGCUAAAAAGGUACGGAAUCGAGCAGCCAGAUUUACGAUCCUUAAUGACGAACUCUACAAAAGGGGCUACUCCCAACCGUAUCUGAGAUGUGUUGAAAAGGAGGAAGCCAGGUACAUCCUUGAAGAAGUACAUGGGGGGAUCUGCGGAGAUCACACGGGGGCAAAGUCCCUCGUCAGGAAGAUCAUGAGAGCAGGCUACUUUUGGCCAACAAUGCAACGAGACGCAGCUGAUUUCGUGAGGACGUGUGACAGUUGCCAAAGAUAUGGGAAUGUUCAAAGAAUCCCCGGGGAAAAGAUGACCACAAUAUCGUCUCCAUGGCCAUUCGCACAGUGGGGGAUCGACAUCGUGGGCCCCUUACCUCCGGGAAAGAGACAGAUGAAGUUCCUGCUCGUCGCCAUCGACUACUUCACAAAAUGGGUGGAGGCAGAAGUACUGGCAACAAUCACCGAAGCAAAAGUCAUUUUGCUCGAGCUUGGGCAUCAAGAACAAGUACUCAUCACCAGGUCAUCCCCAGGCCAACGGACAGACGGAAGUAACCAACCGGACCUUGCUCAAGAUCAUCAAGUCCCGGUUGGUGGGGGCAAAAGGAAUGUGGCCUGA
Quercus lobata is the source of this 2037-nucleotide messenger RNA. RefSeq lists its product as uncharacterized. Gene Ontology annotation, molecular function: nucleic acid binding; RNA-DNA hybrid ribonuclease activity. The transcript has a single exon. NCBI's taxonomy places the organism in Eukaryota, Viridiplantae, Streptophyta, Magnoliopsida, Fagales, Fagaceae. The coding region runs from base 1 to 2037 and encodes 678 amino acids. The record is from RefSeq and is a predicted model, not a curated record.